AUGGUUGCCUACUCGUCCCGCUCCGUGCAUGCUGCUGCUGCCGAUAUCCUUGGUACCCGGGGAAAACUCCUACAGCUGCGCACUGACAUCUCCCUCGUCUUCUUGAACAACACUAUUCACGACGGCAGCGGCAGCGCCGCCGGCCCCAGCGCUCUGCAGGGUCGCAAACAGACUGCCUGCGGCGACGUUUCCCAAUGUGCUAUGGAUGGCGGCGGCGGCCGACCCUGUGUAAUUGAUCUGCUUAGCCAAAGACCGACAAGUACCUACGUCGCCGAGGGCCAAGGGCAUGAUUACUGGAGUUGCGACUGCGAAGAGGCUGGCGGAUAUAACACCCGUUGCAAGUCGAGCUCCCCUCGACGGCUCAUUGUUGGCAGCCUGCGCUUGUGUCAGUCGGCCCAUCUCACUCUAUGGUCUCGCAUAUCUUGUACACUGCACAUACCAUUCUUUUACUUUUCUUCAGCCAGCGGUAGUCUCUGGACGACUUCACCCCUCGCUAGCUAG
Molecule: messenger RNA, 501 nt
Organism: Geosmithia morbida
Lineage: Eukaryota; Fungi; Ascomycota; Sordariomycetes; Hypocreales; Bionectriaceae
Exons: 3
Coding region: 1-501 (166 amino acids)
Source: RefSeq, a predicted model, not a curated record